ACAGGCACUGGCAGUCGGGGCUGCGCACGCGCACGCGAAGGCCAGGCUGUUGGUUGCUAUGGUCACGCAGCAGAAGGUCGAAAGGGCAGCAAGACGGAAGCGUCGCGGUUGCCAUGACUACAUCACUCAGCUGACCCCCCCCAGCACACCUUCGCCAGCACGAUGGCCACGAAGAAGUUCAGCGGUGCGCCGUUCGGGAUCCAGUCGGCCAGAUUUGAUGUGUCGGGGGUCCAUCCCAACUGCAAGACGCCUGGCGGAUACACUCAAGUCCCCUACUGCAAGAGGGCCAACAGCGAGGGGGAGCGGAGACUGGGACCGGGCACUUACAACGUCGACACAGGGGACUUCAGCUCCAACGCCUUGGCACGGCGGGCUCAAGGACCCGGCUGGAAGCGUCAGCUGGAAACGUCCCGCCUGGCAAAGAUGCCCCAGUUGCUGUACAGGGAGGCCUGGAAGAACAAGCAGUUCUUGAAAUCCAAGGUGGGCCCUGGGAGCUACAAGAUCCAGGACUUCAUGGAGCUGCGGGACCAGCGCCCAUCCAGCGUCCGAGGAGUGUGCGAGACCCGAGAGCAGAGGUUCAAGAAGAGGAGUGAGGCCAGCACUCCAGGCCCAGGCAGCUAUGGUGAAGGUGGCAUCCCGUGGGCAGCAGUGGAGGAGACCCAGCGGCAGAGGCGGCAGAAUCACCGAUUUGAGGGCAGCUCCUCUGUGGGCCGAGAGCUCCUGCCAGUGGGCUGCCACCUGGGCCCGGGCACCUACAACCUGAAAGACUCCAUCGAACUUCUCCUGAGCCACACCGUCAGCAACAGGGGUCCCUAUGACGUGUUCACUGGGUCCCGGAGUCGGCCAGUGACCUGCGGGUACUUCUGUGAGCCGGUGGGUUCGCGUGCCAAUCCUGGGGAAUACAAGCUCAAGAACUUUGUGGAACUGCUGGACAACAAAGAAAGAUACAAGCAUGGUGUGUUUGGGACCCUUCCUCAGUACCCCGCCGUCUGUACUGACCGGAUGGGCUGCACCACGAUCUCUCACCAGCACCCGACAGCGGACUGGCUGGGCCCCGGCUGCUACGACAUCAAACUGCUAACCAGGCCUGAGAACCACUCGGCGCCACCCUUCAUGUCGUCUAGUGCCCGCGCCAGCAACAAGACAGAAAGCCAGGGUCCUGGCGUGGGGCGCUAUGACAUCAGUAGGCCGGGCACAGCGAUUGACUAUCGAUCUGCGUUUCACUCCAAGACUCAACGCUACCUGAGUGACCUGCAGCGAGACAAACACCUGAUGGAGCGCCUACGUUCUGCCAAUCUUCAGGGUGAACAGAAACUGGAAUGAAGACCACCUCACUGACUCCUAGGCCUGGUCAUCAUGGCAAUGUGACACACUGCUGGCAUCGGGCACCCACCAACAUCACAAUGAAGGAAAGAAAUGGCACUAUCCUAAAGUGACCAGCACUGGCGGCCGAUCGGGU
This is a messenger RNA of Erpetoichthys calabaricus (reedfish), 1459 nucleotides long. Its product is annotated as lymphocyte expansion molecule-like. The coding region runs from base 163 to 1323 and encodes 386 amino acids. NCBI's taxonomy places the organism in Eukaryota, Metazoa, Chordata, Cladistia, Polypteriformes, Polypteridae. The transcript has 10 exons. The record is from RefSeq and is a predicted model, not a curated record.